Messenger RNA from Boeremia exigua, 807 nucleotides. RefSeq lists its product as uncharacterized. Bases 469 to 771 code for a protein of 100 amino acids. The transcript is spliced from 3 exons. The record is from RefSeq and is a predicted model, not a curated record. NCBI's taxonomy places the organism in Eukaryota, Fungi, Ascomycota, Dothideomycetes, Pleosporales, Didymellaceae.
GAGCGUAUACCCAGACAAGGAGCUUCCCCUUUGAAAGGCGCCGCCCCUUCUGUGAACUCAGAUACUACAUACAGUGCUUCGUAAACCCCAAGAGAAUGCUUGACCUUCUCGUGUGAGGUUGCUGUUCAACACACGGUACGAUUUACGGUCGACGCAUCGAUGCAGUUCCGCUGUCGGCAUCGUGCUCAUCUGGUCGAAAGGCUAUGGAAGUGGAGGUGCUGGUAUUUUGAAGGAUAAAUGCGUCCUGAAGGUUGAAUACAAGGCUGGGAUUGGGGGUCGAGGCUGCGGAUGCAUGAGGGAUGGUACUUGUGGUGCGCGUGAUCUAUUUAGGCAUGACGUACGUCCAAGCGCUUCCCCGCCCCCCAAAACCAGGCAGUCACAACAGUACCGCUCUUCCACCAUAACACCGAAGUUAAACCUCUCAGAACCCUCUUAGACACCAAAACCUAGUAUCAAAGUACCAUCAAGAUGUUCAACUACGCCCUCGCCGCUCUACUGCAGCUAUCCAUGUUCCUCCUCGUCGAGGCUGCGCCCGUCACUGUCCAAAGCGCCAAACCGUGGCAAGCUGGUACAGGUGGCGGUAUACUUGGUUUUAUUGUGCUUGUUCUGGACAUCAUCGCAUGGAUUGAAAUCUUCAAGUCAAACCGCCCUGUUUCCGGCAAGGUGAUCUGGGCUCUCGUCGUGUUCCUCUUCCCGGUCGUCGGCAUGAUCAUCUACUACCUCUUCUCCAACCGCCAGGCCCACAACACGUACGAGCCUAUCAGCACAUAAGCGACGAUCAGGCCAAACGUACACAUGCCCCACUGC